Messenger RNA from Condylura cristata (star-nosed mole), 954 nucleotides. It is a transcript of the gene STAP1, whose product is annotated as signal transducing adaptor family member 1. The transcript is spliced from 9 exons. Gene Ontology annotation, biological process: cell surface receptor protein tyrosine kinase signaling pathway; positive regulation of B cell receptor signaling pathway. The coding region runs from base 91 to 954 and encodes 287 amino acids. The record is from RefSeq and is a predicted model, not a curated record. Gene Ontology annotation, molecular function: signaling adaptor activity; protein kinase binding. NCBI's taxonomy places the organism in Eukaryota, Metazoa, Chordata, Mammalia, Eulipotyphla, Talpidae.
AACAGUUGCCUUUUCCUCUCACACAAGGGAGAUCUCAUUUCGUUUUAGACUGGAUACAGCUGAAACCAAACCACACAUUAACAAGAAAGUAUGAUGGCUAAGCCCCCAAAACCAGCCCCUCGAAGGAUUUUCCAAGAAAGGUUAAAGAUUACUGCUCUACCCUUGUACUUCGAAGGUUUUUUAUUAGUGAAACGGUCAGAAUAUCAGGAAUAUAAACACUAUUGGACAGAGUUAAGAGGAACUACACUUUUCUUUUAUGCAGACAAAAAAAGUACAACAUAUGUUGACAAGUUAGACAUCCUAGGCCUCACAUGUCUUACUGACCAAAAUUCAACUGAAAAGAAUUGUGCAAAAUUCACCCUGGUUUUGCCAAAAGAGGAAGUGCAACUGAAGACAGAGAAUGCAGAAAGUGGAGAAGAAUGGAGAGGCUUCAUUCUUACUGUAACAGAGCUGUCAGUUCCUCAACAUGUAUCCCUCCUUCCUGGACAAGUAAUUAGACUGCAUGAAGUCCUAGAGAAAGAAAAAAAAAGGAGGAUUGAGACAGAGCAGCUACCAAGUACAUCUCUGGAAAAGGAAAAGGAACCGGUUGAAGAUUACAUGGAUGUACUGAACCAUAUGCCAGCAUGUUUUUAUACAGUGUCCCGGAAAAAAGCAACUGAGAUGCUUGAGAAGAACCCUUCCUUGGGAAAUAUGAUCCUGAGACCUGGUAGUGAUAAUCGAAAUUACUCCAUCACUAUCCGGCAGGAGAUGGAUAUGCCAAAAAUCAAGCACUACAAAGUGAUGAGUGUAGGAAACAACUACACUAUUGAACUGGAAAAACCUGUUACACUCCCAAAUCUUUUCAGUGUCAUUGAUUAUUUUGUGAAGGAGACACGUGGAAAUUUACGACCAUUUAUAUUUUCAAGUGAUGAAACCCUUGAGACCAAAGGAUUUCCUGUAACAUCUCUAAAGUAA